GAAGUAUUAACUAACAAUAUGGAGACACCAAAACAAAACCACAUUAACAAGAAUGAAUUUGAUCAUGUCUACGAGCCAGCGGAAGACAGCUAUCUACUUAUAGAUGCAUUGGAAAAAGAUUUACAAUAUUUAAAAAGCAAGAAUCCAACAUAUUGCUUAGAGGUUGGUUCUGGAAGUGGUAUAGUCAUCACAGCUUUCGGAAUGGCAUUUCCGAAGACAGUAUGUUUUAGUACAGAUAUUAAUCUCAAAGCUUGUUCCAUGUCUAAAAGUACAGCGAGGGAAAAUAAUGUUAUAUUGGAAACUAUUAAUAUGGAUCUAGGAAGUUGUUUUAUUAGCAACAAAUUUGACGUGAUACUUUUUAAUCCACCAUAUGUUGUAACAGAUACUGAAGAAUGUGCCAGUUGUGAUAUAACUGCAAGUUGGGCCGGAGGUGUAAAAGGUCGUGAAGUCACUGACAGAAUGCUCGGUUUAAUACCAAAGAUAAUUGCUAACAAUGGCACCUUUUACCUCUUGUUAAUAGAAGAAAACAUUCCAGAUGAAGUUAUUUCAAUCAUGGCUGAUUAUGGAUUUAGUUCAGAGAUUAUUAUAAGAAGAAGAGUUAGAAAUGAAUGUCAGUUAGUUGUUAAAUUUUUUCAUCAUAAAACAAAAUGGUUGAAAUGCCAAUCUUCUAAAAUGUGAGAGUUUGGAUGGAUGGAUGUUUAGUAGUAUAUACGAAACAUCGCGGUAUAUUUAUCACAGAUGUAGAAUAUAGUCUGAAGGAACAACUGCUAUUUUUUUUUUUUUUUGCAUACGAAGUUGCUGGCGACAAAUAAAAGUUGAAAAUUAAAACAAAUAAAACAGAACACUUUCCAUUACCUGUCCAGUGAUUUUAAAAAUAAUAGAUACAUAAAGAUGGGCAUGGCCAGAGAGAGUCCACUUCAGUUGAAUUGGAAAAUGUAAAAUAGAUUCAAAAACUACUAAGCUCAACUGGCCUAUUCAUAUAGCAUUGAUUAUUUUAUUUACAUAGAUAAAAAAUAUUAAAUGCAAAUUACAUAACUUGGACCACAUGAUGAU
This is a messenger RNA of Papilio polytes (common Mormon), 1053 nucleotides long. It is a transcript of the gene HemK2, whose product is annotated as hemK methyltransferase family member 2. The record is from RefSeq and is a predicted model, not a curated record. Gene Ontology annotation, molecular function: protein methyltransferase activity; S-adenosylmethionine-dependent methyltransferase activity; nucleic acid binding. The coding region runs from base 19 to 678 and encodes 219 amino acids. Lineage: Eukaryota; Metazoa; Arthropoda; Insecta; Lepidoptera; Papilionidae. Gene Ontology annotation, biological process: methylation. The transcript has a single exon. Gene Ontology annotation, cellular component: eRF1 methyltransferase complex.